Molecule: messenger RNA, 2815 nt
Organism: Lingula anatina
Lineage: Eukaryota; Metazoa; Brachiopoda; Lingulata; Lingulida; Lingulidae
Product: neuronal calcium sensor 2
Molecular function (GO): calcium ion binding
Source: RefSeq, a predicted model, not a curated record
AGCCCACUCUGGCUCAUCUCAAGCUUUCAGUAAACGUGUGUGCGACUGGUGAUUAUUGAUCCUAGUUUUGCUAUAGAUCAUAAUUGUUUGCAGGCUGUCCAUGUUAGAUAAGGUGGCUGAAUGCAGCAGAUAGCAGUCACAGACAUUACUGUCAUCAAGAACUGGGUGGACAUUCUUUUUUAGUGACUUAUAACAGUUGUGGGCGUAAAAAAGGCUGAGUGAAUUAUUUUUGGAAUUCAGACUUGUUCUGAUGUAAAAGAGGAAAACUUUUUGUCCAGAAGGGAAGGAACAAAUUAAGAACUGAAGAUCACUGAAACUAGGACUAUUUUUAAAAAAAUAAAUCACAAUGGGAAAUUCUAAAUCCAAGAACAAGAACAAGUUAUCAAAAGAGGAUGUAGAUUAUUUGGUUGCAAACACCAAUUUUGACAAAAUGCAGAUAAAGCAGUGGCACAAGGGGUUUCUGAGAGAUUGUCCUACUGGACAGCUAAGUCGCACUAAGUUCCUGCAGGUGUAUUCUGAAUUUUUCCCCAGUGGUAACGCGGAGGAAUUCUGUGAACAUGUAUUCAGAACUUUUGAUACGGACAAUAGUGGGAGAAUUGACUUUAGUGAAUUCCUAUUGGCUAUCAAUAUCACUUCAUCAGGAGAGCCCAAAGAUAAGCUCAACUGGGCAUUCUCCAUGUACGACAUCAAUGCAGACGGAACAAUAGAAAAGAAAGAGAUGGUGCAGAUUAUAAGGGCAAUUUAUAAGAUGGUUGGCCACGAAGGAGUGGAAUCUGACACACCAGAAGAUCGCACCAACCAGAUAUUUGACAAGAUGGACAUAAACAAAGAUGGUGUCCUUACUAAGGAUGAGUUUAUCAAUGGAUGCAUGAAUGAUGAAUUCCUGUGCAGGAUGCUCACGGCAGAUACCAAGGGACCAGACGGCUUAAAAUAAGAAUGCAAGCAGAAACAUCAGGCCAGCAGGCAAAAAUGCAAAACAUGAGCAUUAUUUGGCACAGAUAUUAACAUUCUACUAAUGAAAGAAGAGCAACAGAGCAGUCUGGAGGAAGCAUCUGCAACAGCAGCCAUUUUAACCAUUUCUACCAUUUUUUUUUGUCCAUGACUGAAUUUACUUUGUAUUUUAUAUGUAUGUUGUAACCAACUUCUAUUAUGUAAGCUUCACUUAAAGCAUCACAUCUAACUGAUAGGGUUUGCUUAGAAUGAGCAUGUUAACGACAAUACAAAAUAUCCUAGUGGAAAACUGCCUCUUAACUGUAAUUGUUAUCUUGACUUUUAUGAGAAUGUUGAUGGAUGUAGUGAUCCAAAUAAUGUGGUAGUUGUUCAAGCACAAUAAGUGUCACAGCAAACACAAUCAUGUAGAAGACCGCACUAAGCUUGACAAAUACAAUCUAAAAAAGUGAGUGGAAGGUUGUUUUUAAAAGAUAAUGUUCUUAAGACAGAUUUAUUUGUAGAAAAAAAAUCUGAACUACAGGUAGUUUUUUUUUCUGUUUUCUAAAAAAGAAACAAUACAUAUUUGGCUGAAGGCUAGUUAGUGUUCUUUUACAGGUCAAAACUGACAGUCUAGGUAUUUUUCCAAUGAAUUUACUGGUAUAAUGGAUGCUUGACUCCAGUUUUUAAAAAUGUUGUGGUUGUGACUUGUAUGUAGUAGUAAAUGUAGACAUAUAACAACUUACAUGUACUUUUGAAAACAAUGGAUAAAUGUUGCGUGGCACGCACAGGGAGUGGUAUGAAGCAAUAUGGCUAGUUUUUAUUGAAAGUAUUUAAAAGAUGGGUGGGUAAUAAAUAGGACUCUUGUUAACUGAAGGAGGACAAAUAAUGCAUUUAAGAUCUCGCAUAAAAAACUGUUUUAUAGCUAUUGACAUGUGACGUGAGGAGAAGAUCUAACAUAUGCAGCAUCUGAUAACACAUUGCAGACCAUACCUUGAAACAUUCAUGUUGUGUUUUUAAGUUGUUGCUUUAUGUGCAAAUAUAUAUAGAUAUAUAUUUACUUGUAGUAGGUAGUUCUGAUUUUAGCUAGAGGAACACGUCAUCAUGUUGUCAAUUAACUCAAGUUAUUUUAACUUGUCUUGAAUUAUUUGGAGAUGUCUUAACAGUGUAUAAGCUUUCUCUUGGUAACAUCAUUCAGAGUUGAUGCUUACCUUUGUUUGAAUUUUAGAGUAAAACUUAAGGGAUUUUAGACUAAGAUAUUUCUUUAUAAAUUAGCUGCAACAGCUUCCUUUUGCUGAAAGAUGUGAUAGAUAAGCAGAUCAUGAUGCACUGUGUGUGAAUCUUGACUAUUUUAAGCUGCCUGGAAGUCUUCUGACUAUAAGAUGGUAUAGAUAAUAACAGGCAUACUGGAUUGCACUGGGGUCCAGAGUUCCAGACUCACAGGAAAUGAUGGCAACAGCCCACAAAAUGGCACAAGAGAACACAGAAGAAAAAGACAGCAUGGCUGGUAUACAAGGAAUAUCAGUUGUGCCAUUUCAUCAGAGUUGAAGAUGACAAAAACAUAUCUGGCACAUUGGUUUGAAAAUAAAGCUAUAUCAUUCAUAUCUCUUACAUAUAUAGAAAUAUCAAUUUUCUUCAAAUUGGCUGUGUGGCACUGUAUAGUUAGUUGCCAUGGAGAUGUAAACAUCAAGUUGCGUGUAAAUGAGAAACCAUUCAGCUGUGAACAUUGUGAGGGCAGUCGUACUGUUAGCAGAUACUUCAAGGUGUCAUCUAGUAUAUUGAUGCCAGGGAGAGACCACAUCCGGCAUCCUGUCGACCAUUUGUAGUCCAGUUUCAAUUUAGCUUAGUUUACACAUCUUUCAGUAUAAUAAAAACUACAGUAUAACCA